Marmota monax (woodchuck) is the source of this 650-nucleotide messenger RNA. RefSeq names its product NADH:ubiquinone oxidoreductase subunit B10 (gene Ndufb10). The transcript is spliced from 4 exons. The record is from RefSeq and is a predicted model, not a curated record. Bases 70 to 600 code for a protein of 176 amino acids. NCBI's taxonomy places the organism in Eukaryota, Metazoa, Chordata, Mammalia, Rodentia, Sciuridae.
CGUAUUUGCCCCGACGACCUCCGCAGGGUUAUCUGUACCCGGCACCCAACUAGCGGAGUCCUGUGCGCCAUGCCCGACACCUGGGACAAGGACGUGUACCCCGACCCCCCGCGCCGCACGCCGGCGCCCUCCCCGCAAACCUCGCUGCCCAACCCCAUCACCUACUUCACGAAGGCAUUCGACCUCCUGGUGGACCGGCCCGUGACCCUCGUGAGAGAGUUUAUAGAGCAGCAGCAUGCCAAGAACAGGUAUUAUUACUAUCACCGGCAAUACCGCCGAGUGCCAGACAUCACAGAGUGCAAGGAGAAGGAUAUCCUGUGCAUUUUUGAGGCGGAAAUGCAAUGGAGAAGGGACUACAAAGUUGAUCAAGAAAUUGUCAACAUCAUCCAGGAGAGGCUAAAGGCCUGUCAGCAGAGGGAAGGAGAGAGCUACAAGCAGAACUGUGCCAUGGAAUUGGAACAGUUUGCCCAGGUGGCCAAGGCCUACCAGGACCGCUAUCAUGACCUGGGAGCCCAUUAUUCUGCCAGAAAGUGCCUGGCAAAGCAGAAGCAGAGAAUGUUGGCAGAGAGAAAAGCUGCUAAGGAGGCUGCUGCCGCCUGAGGCCUCUUAACUAACCUGCUGCAUUGCUGAAAUAAAGUGAUUUAACUCUA